GACCGCAGACGCGGGACUUGGUUGCCUGGGAACGGCCUAGGGGGCCUGCGGCGGGCUGCACGCAGCUGCGAGGUGCUUGCUGGGGCGGCGCGGGGGUCUGCGGGAACGCGGCUCAGGCCCAGCAGUUCUCGGCGGAGCCGCCGGCGCCAUUGCCUCCUCGCUCGGUGAGCGCCGCUCCGCUCGCCCAGCCCGGCCUCCGCCGGCCGUCGGCACCAUGGGCCAAUGCGGCAUCACCUCCUCUAAGACCGUGCUGGUCUUCCUCAACCUCAUCUUCUGGGGGGCGGCUGGCAUCCUCUGCUACGUGGGAGCCUAUGUCUUCAUCACUUACGACGACUAUGACCACUUCUUUGAGGAUGUGUACACGCUCUUCCCUGCCGUGGUGAUCAUGGCUGUAGGGGCCUUGCUCUUCAUCAUCGGCCUGAUCGGCUGCUGUGCUACAAUCCGGGAGAGCCGCUGUGGGCUGGCCACGUUUGUCUUCAUCCUGCUCUUGGUUUUCGUCACAGAAGUAGUAGUUGUGGUUUUGGGAUAUGUGUACAGAGCAAAGGUGGAGAAUGAGGUUGAUCGUAGCAUUCAGAAAGUGUAUAAGACCUAUAACGGGACCAACUCUGAUGCUGCCAGCCGUGCUAUUGACUAUGUGCAGAGACAGUUGCACUGCUGUGGAAUUCAUAACUAUUCAGACUGGGAAAAUACAGAUUGGUUCAAAGAGACAAAAAACCAGAGUGUUCCUCUUAGCUGCUGCAGAGAGACUGCCAGAAGCUGUAAUGGCAGCCUGGCCAACCCCUCCGACCUCUAUGCCGAGGGCUGCGAGGCUCUUGUUGUGAAGAAGCUACAAGAAAUCCUGAUGCAUGUUAUCUGGGCAGCUUUGGCCUUUGCAGCUAUUCAGGUAAGCAGGGUAACCAAGCAGCUGUUGUCAGAGGUAGUUUGUCCUCUUGUGUCAGCUGAAAUAGCUUUAGCUACUAAGCAGAGUGAAUCUUCCUGCACCAGCCAGCAGUUUCCAAAAGCCCAGAAUGCUUUAAAGAAACUAUAGUGAUCUUUAUGGGAGGGAUUGCGUGAGGAGACUCUAUGCCUUAUUUUCCUGAAUUGAUUAACGAGGGCAUCAUUCAAAAAAGAAAAAAAAAUUUACAUCAAAGAUAUCUUAGUUAGGAUUUACUGCUGUGAGCAGACACCAUGACCAAGGCAUUCUCAUAAGGACAAUAUUUAAUUGGUGCUGGCUUACAGGUCAGAGGUUCAGUCCAGUAUCAUCCAGGCAGGAACAUGGCGGCAUCCAGAAUGGACACCAUGGGGCUGGAGGAGCUGAGAUUUCCACCUCUUGUCCCAAAGGCAGCUAGCAGAAGACUGACUUCUACAGCUAGGAUGAGGGUCUUAAAGCCCACACCCACAGUGAUGCACAGACUCCAACAAGGUCACACCUCUAAUAGUGCCACUCCCUGGGCCAAGUGCAUUCAGACCAUCACAGUGGGGCAUUCCUGGGAGCUUUCUGGCAGAACUCUUUUAAAAUACUGGUGUAUUUCAGUUUGGGAUGGACAGCUUUCACAUCAGUGUUUUUACCGCUUCACUUUCUGCUGCUUGUUUUUCUGUUCUUGAGGGUUGUUUUUACUUUUUAAAUUUAUUUUUGCUGUACUGGAAAGCAAACCUAGAAUCCAAUGUUUGCCAGACAAGUACAUUCCCACUGAACUAUAUGUUUCAAAUCCUUACUUGUAAUUUUUUUAAAAGUUAUUUCUAUUUUACCUUAUUUUAUAUAUGUGAGUGUUUUGACUAUGUGGAUAUCUUGGUACCGUGUAUAUUAGGUACCAUGCACGUGCUUGGUACCAGUGGAAACCAGAAGAGGGGACUAGAUCCCCUGGGGCUGGUGGUAUAGCUGGCUAUGUGCCACCAUGGGGUUCACUGGAAGACUGCCCAGUGGCUCUAACCAUUUAGCCAUCUAUUUAUUUGUUUUGAGGUAGCCACUUGGUACACAAUCUCGGCUGGCUCCAAAUUUCUGGGCUUAAGUAGUCUUACCUAUCUGGCAUAACGGGUGUACAUGCUGUGCCCGAUUCCUUGAAGAGUGUGUGUAUAACACACACACACACACACACACACACACACACACACACACACUCUCUCUCUCUCUCUCUCUCUCUCUCUCACACACACACACACACAUACACACACAUACACACACACACACACAGACUUUAAUACUAGUAGUCUCUUCUAAAGGGAACAGUUUCUAGAAAAGAUCUACCAGUAAACACUGAGGCUCUAGCCUUCUCUAUAUUUGUGGACUUGUUUUAGACAUAUACUGUCAUGCAGAAAAGAAGCCCUUGACAUCAGCUGGCACACACGGGGAGUGCGGUUCAUUGUUGGCAUCUGUUUUCCCUACUCUGCCAGUGAAAACAGUCUCUGUGUGAAAGUUGGUAAAAGUGUCUGGUGCUUGCUUCAUUGCUUACUUACUUGCCUUCCAUCAACCAUACACUCUCAUUUCUUAACCCCAUAGGAAAACUAUUAAGUUAGAAGGACAGACACCUAGCAUGCAGCAUAAUGGUCCACAUUCUUGGAUUCUCGGGUUUAUAUAGUAUUUCCUUCACGUUAUGUUGGGUUAACAUUUGGAGUCUAGUUGAGAAUAGCCAGCUAUUUCUAAAGCUUUUCUGUCAAACUUGUCUGAGGGGUUUUUGAUUUUGUUUGUUUGGUUUGUUCUUUGUUUUCUGAGACAGGGUAUCUCUGUGUAGCCCUGGCUGUCCUGGACCUCAUGCUGGUGUCAAACUCACAGAGAUCUGCCUGCCUCUGCUUCUCAAGUGCUGGGAUCAAAGGUGUGCAUCACCAAGCCCAGCUUCUGAAUGUCUUUCAAGGCUUUUAGUUCUUUAAAUAGGCUUCUAUCCUCAAAUGUAUUUUAAGACACCUUUUAAUUGUUACACUAAAGCCAACAUAAUUGCUACUUUAAAUGUAUGUUGUUUGGCCUUCCUGCUCUUUGCAUAUUCGAGCAGAAGCUACUACAUUUACUGGAAAGUGCCUCUAAAAUGCCAAAGGGCAAUUGUUUAUUUUGCUGGUAUUCAAACAGCAAUGAAAUGAUUCAUUAAAAGCCUAGCUCCAUAUUUGCUAUGGUCUCUGCCAUCCUAAACAUUUACUUUGUGGCUCAGCAUAGCAGUAAUUUGUCAGGGAUGUAGUCCACGUUUUGACUGUUUGUGCAGACACAGUCAUUCAUCCAAAAACAAUGAACUAGAGCAGUCUUCCCAAGUGGAAGUCUGGCCUGUGCAUUUCUGGUAACUUUGAUGACAAAACUGUACAUAUUAGAACACAGCAGAACGCUCUGUGGUUGUGCAGUUAUUGUUGCCCAGGAGAUACACAGCUGUGUGGGGAAACUGAUGACGGGUGCCUGUAAAGGUUCCACGGCUUUGAUGUUCAAGAUGUGGUGGUGGUCUGUGUGAAAAACUGUAAGAAUGACAGAAGUGACUCAGUGUACUUGUAACACGACACAAAAAAGAAUAGAGUCUCCGAUCCAUUCUCCUUUGUUUUCCACCAAUAUUAGGAAGAGCAGGGCAGUAGGUCCAUCACACAGGCAAGAGCAGGGCAGUAGGUCCAUCACACAGGCAGUGGAAAACUAAAGCUUGGACUCUGACUCCAUUAGGAUUGGAGUUUUCAGAUGAGAUUUAUAAAUUCUUAACAUUGAACACUGACAGAUUGGCACUGUAGUGGGUAGAACAGAGAGAAUAGAUUCCUACAGAGAACAGGUUUCUUGGCUCAAAGCCUAAAAUAUUUACUGUGUCUCUUUAAGAAAACACUUACUAACCAUGCCCUAGCCUAGUUAAAUGGUCUAGGCUUGUGUGGGACCAAAAAGAAAGAGAACCAUGAAAAAGAAAAACCUAGCUAAUUAUAAAAGGAUUUUUAAUAUAAGAAAGAAAUUUAGGAUUUUUUUCUUAUAUCCCUUGUCAGCUUAUAAAUUAGCAUGAUGUUCCUCUUCUUUGCAAAUAGACAAAUGAUCAACUAGGAAUUUCGUAUCUAAAGUUCUAAUAAUAGUGCAAGUCGAGGUUUUUUGUUAAGGUCUUGAGGGAUUGUGCUGGGCAGGCAACAUGGGGAAGACUGACUGGCAGUCUUUUCUCUGAGUCUUCCAGCGAGCAUACCCUGAAGGUAGAGUGAUUGGUAGAAGGUAGAGCAGACUUAGGCAGAGGCUGGGCUAGGGAAAUGGCUCGGUUGGUAAAGUGAGGA
Molecule: messenger RNA, 4182 nt
Organism: Rattus norvegicus (Norway rat)
Lineage: Eukaryota; Metazoa; Chordata; Mammalia; Rodentia; Muridae
Source: RefSeq, a predicted model, not a curated record